This is a messenger RNA of Aspergillus versicolor CBS 583.65, 734 nucleotides long. RefSeq lists its product as uncharacterized. NCBI's taxonomy places the organism in Eukaryota, Fungi, Ascomycota, Eurotiomycetes, Eurotiales, Aspergillaceae. The coding region runs from base 16 to 396 and encodes 126 amino acids. The transcript has a single exon. The record is from RefSeq and is a predicted model, not a curated record.
AGGAGGCAAUAUUGAAUGGAGCCAGCCAAAUGCGACCUCCGGGCUCUGGUCGCGGUAGUUGGCCUCUGCGUGGUGCUGUUGGCGAGUCGCCAUCACGUUCGGCCUGAGCGCUCCAGAUCGCCUUUGCUUGGUUUAAUUAAAUUGAUCUUCGAUCAUCGCUGGAUUUUCCCCUCUACCCAGUCGGUGCGCACUGGCUAUGUUUCAUCGAGGCAGAAAGCCCCCAUCCCCACUGUUCGUCAAUCUUCGCCGAUCAUAUACUGCCCUGCAGGUUGGCAAUCGUGGAACAGGGUCGGUCAAUGGACCCAGACGAAGAUCCCGAGGCGCGCGACGACUGACAAUAAUAUUAAUGAUUAUUACGAUUCAGGUUCGCUCCCCAGGAUCGUCAUUGAAGUCUAACUGGCCAGGGAGCUUCGACCUCCAGGCUAGUUUCAGGCGACACUACAAACGUACAAAGUAGGUAUUCUGACGUCGAAGCAUUCCUUUGUCUCCGGCAGCCCGCUGGGUCUGUUUCGGGCGAAUUCUGAAUGGCUCGGAUGUCUUCCUGGAACCGCAUUCCUCAGCAACUGGAGCGAUAAAAAUAAAUGAUCUGGUGGUCAGGAUAUCAAGAAAUGCAGGUCCGAUAUCAGCGAAACAGCGAGAGCACCGGCCCACUUGCAGAGGGCAGGAAAAAGGAAAAUGGAGAGCAAAAGAACAAAAAUAUUGGCGAUAAAUUAGCCAGGAGAAUUAAAAUCAAG